AGCGUCGGGGCGGAGAACGUGCAAGACGUGAACGCGGUUAGGAUGGUUCAUCCAGGGUGAAAUUGUCAAGGGACAACAGUUUCGUCAGUAUGCUGUGGAUAUUGAUCGCUGUGACGUGCAUCGAGCUAUCGACCAUUGCCAACGCACAGUCGAGAAAAACCACGGCCACGUCUAUGCGAGAGGAUGCGAGCAACAACACCGAGCCGGAUCAUCCGAUACCCAUGGAGUCGAUACAGGGAGUGGCAGGACAGAGGGCAACUUUGCCCUGUAAUAUACAACCCCGUGAGCCGAACGAUGCCGUCUCCAUGGUGCUCUGGUUCAAAGAGGACAGCGGCGAACCUCUCUACAGCUACGACGCGAGGAAUCGACAGUUCAGCAAGGCGAAGCUGUGGAGCGCCUCCCACUUUUGGGGGGACAGGGCCACGUUCAAAGCGAGUCCACCCGCCCAGCUGACGAUUCGAGACCUGCGGGAGACCGACCAAGGUGUUUACAGAUGCAGAGUUGAUUUUCGCAACUCGCCGACCAGAAACCUCAAGGUCAACUUCACCGUCAUCGUGCCGCCGGCCAAGCCGAUCAUCUACGACGCGAAAAGGAGGGACAUGAGCAAACUUCUCGAGGCCUAUCCCGAGGGAGCGGAUCUGUUCCUCGUGUGCGAGGUUCACGGAGGUAAACCUAGACCCCGAGUCACGUGGUUCCUGGAGUCGCAGACAAUCGAUGCGCCGACGGAGAUCCGGGAGAGCCAAGGGCCAGCAGGUGAAACCAACGUCGUAACCAUAAGCAACGUGACGCUGAAGGGUCUCACGAGAAGUCACUACCACGCCAAAUUGUUCUGCAAAGCGAACAAUACUCAUUUAGCGCCGCCGCCCACCACUGCCGUCAUCAUCGAGCUUCACAUUGCCCGUAGUAAUGGCAUUUUAUGCAGAGCGACUAUAGUGGACCGUAGUAGUAACAUUCAAUGCAGAGCGACUAUAAUCGGUUCUAGUAGCUCAGUUGCUAUAGUCACCUACAGUAAUGGCAUCUUAUACAGAACAACUAUAGUGGCCCGUAGUAGUAACAUUCAAUUGAAAGCGACUAUAGUCGACCGUAGUAGCGAAAAAGUUAAAGAAAGGUUUCAGGAAGACGGAACAAGCGUGAGCGUGUUGCAAUGGACACCGUCGAUCGAAGACGAGGGGAAAUUUCUGGUGUGCAGGGCGACCAAUCCGAAGCUGCAGGACACGGGUAUCGAGGAACGAUGGAAGCUGAAGGUGCAUUUUGUUCCUGUCGUCACUCUGAAAAUGGGCACAUCGUUGAAUCCAAAGAACAUCAAGGAAGGGGACGACGUUUACUUCGAGUGCAACGUUAGGGCGAAUCCUAGGGCUUACAGAUUGACAUGGUUUCACGAGGAAGAAGAGCUCCAUUACAACGUGACCGCAGGCAUAGUGCUCUCGGACCACUCUCUGGUUCUUCAAAGUAUAACUCGAGAAUCCGCUGGAAGAUACAGCUGCACGGCCGUCAAUGUCGAGGGUCGCGCCAGUUCCAACGUAGUGGACCUCGAGGUUAUGUUCGCUCCUGUUUGCAAGCACGUUUUAAACUCGGCCGGAGGAUGGAGGUAUCAAAACGCGACGCCACCACCGUUGAACGUGCCCGAGGAGGUGCACGGCGCGUUGAAGCACGAGACGAUCGGUCUGGUUUGCGAGGUGGAGGCCAACCCGACCACGGUCACUUUCCAUUGGACUUUCAACAGCAGCGGUGACCUUGCCGACAUUCCGUCCGCCAAAUACACGAACGAGGGCACCUCGAGCAAGCUCAAUUACACCCCCUCGUCCGACAUGGAUUACGGGACGUUGGGCUGCUGGGCGAGUAACGCUGUCGGCCCCUCGAAACAACCCUGCCUCUACCAAGUGAUCGCGGCAGGCAGGCCGUACCCGUUGCAGAAUUGCACGGCGUACAAUCAGACCGGCUCCUGGAUCCGGAUAUCGUGCGUGGAGGGAUACGACGGCGGUUUGCCGCAAAAAUUCGUCGCGAUCGUGGACAAGCAACGGUUGGAAUCGUCGAACCCGUAUUGGGAGUUGGAGCUUCGCAAACCGAUGACGGUCGCCCUCUACGCGGUCAACGUGAAGGGAUCCAGCGAUCCGGUUAUCAUGGAAGGGGAGGCGUUAAAAGGAGUGGCCAAGUUCACCGGGGAAUCGGCAUCUUCGGUGGACAUGUCGCCGAUCCUGAUCGGGCUGGGCGGAACAGCGACUGGAUUAGGACUGAUCGUGACCGGUGUAUUGAUGGCACUUUGGAGGAAGCACGCGGCAACACCGGCGAAACCGAAGCCGCCCCAACAGCCGAGCAUCGCGACAUUCGCCGGCAAGGGUGAGGAAGAAGACGGGAAUCCUGACCUCAUACCGACCACGGCCUUGACCAAUCACCUCACAGAUAGGAAGCUUUUACAUUACGGUUCCUUACCACGAAGGCCGCGUCAACUCGAAGGGCGGGAAAUGGCUCAUAACGUCGUAGAAGAGUCGGAUUAUCCUCGAGCAUCGCCAAACACAUUUUACAGUCUCCAGAGGCCGCAUCGAUAUUCGGAAACGGUAAUCCGAAGUUCCGUGAUUCAGGAAAGCUGCAUUUAAGAAUCGAGAAGAGGGAGGAGGAGGGGGAGGGAGAGGUAGAGGAAGAGCGGUGUUGCGGGGGACGGAAGAGGAAGUCGAGGAUUUGCAUAUACGCUCCAUAGAGUUGUGUUCCAACGCAACACCGUGAAAAUCAAAAAAAGACUUAAAGCCAUUUGCUUAUGCAAUAUUGUACACGUUCAAGCGUACGAAGAUAUUAUUUAGCAAGUCGAUAACAAUACGCCUUUGUAAAUAUUGUAUAUAAAUAAAACACAUCGAUUCGUGUUA
This is a messenger RNA of Apis florea (little honeybee), 2858 nucleotides long. Its product is annotated as nephrin. The record is from RefSeq and is a predicted model, not a curated record. NCBI's taxonomy places the organism in Eukaryota, Metazoa, Arthropoda, Insecta, Hymenoptera, Apidae.